GCUCUUGCACGCAUGCGUACACGGCUAGAGGGGUCCGACUGCGUUUGCUAACCGAGUGUUUCUCCGAAAGCUUAACCAAAAAGGUUACUUUCUGGAAAUUAAAAAUGUCAACAAGCGACUUCUAUUUGAGAUAUUAUGUUGGGCACAAGGGGAAAUUUGGACACGAGUUCCUGGAAUUCGAGUUCAGACCUGACGGUAAGUUUAAUUUGGCGGCACUUCUUGCGUGUUAGCUUUUGUGCGUUUGAGCUAACAUGAGUUGCUAGCAUUAGCUACCCGGUAGAGAGUAGGCCACAAAAAGAGUUGGCACCAAACUAUCCCCCUUUGAGGGUGUAUUACAAACUUUUAAGAUGUAGUUUGUACUCAUCUUACGCUCAAUAAUGUGUCUGCUUUAAUUCCUAAUCCAUAAUGCACCACGUGGCCUUUAGGGAUGGUAGUAAACUCAUUCAGUAUAUCAAAGUACCUGUAUCUAACAAUUCAUGAUCUCUUUCAGGUAAAUUGAGAUACGCGAAUAACAGCAACUACAAGAAUGACGUGAUGAUCAGGAAAGAGGUAAGAAGUGACUUCAACCUUUUGGUACCAUAGAAAGGUUCAUUUUGGAAGUUUCAGAAGGUUUUGAGGUGAUUGUCUUCUGUGUCUGACUGCUGAUUGUAACCUGCUAUGGUGUCUGUAGACUAGGGCUUGAAGAUGUCUGUUAUCAGGGAUCCUUCCAGCGGUCUACAGAGAGAGGGAGUGUAGGAUACUAGGGUGGCUGAGAACCGCCACUGCUGCAAAUUAAUAAGAAUGCAAAAACAAAAAGAAACCACAACGGAAAUUACCGAUGCAAAAAGAAGAAACCGAAGCCUGCUGCAAAUUAAAAUAGAAAUGGUUCAGAUUUAAAAAAAAAAAAAAAAAAAAAAAAAAAAAAACACAACGGAAAUUUAAUGACACAAGAAAGUGGUGAUGAAAAAAAGGUUACGUACUGCGAAAAUAAAAGGAUGCAAAUAAAAAUAAAAAGCCACAACAGAAGUGAGCUGCCAGUAAUGAUGAUGCACCGGUGUUUUUCGAUCUGGGCACAAAAGACGACGGCGAGAAGACGAGCAAAGAAGUUAGUGGAAAGGUUGUUUAAUUUCGCUUCGUGUGCUAUUCAACGUGUCGUUUGGUUUAGGCCAUGUUGCACCUGAGUCGAUAUGAAGUUGAACUGGAGCUAACACUACACCGGCAUCCUCCAAUUCAACUUCAUAUAGUCCUCUUAGCAUGUACAAAGUCUACCUUUUGUUCAUGUGUUGCUCUAUCAUUUUAGGCAUAUGUGCACAAAAGUGUGAUGGAAGAGCUGAAGAGGAUCAUCGAUGACAGUGAGAUCACCAAAGAAGACGAUGCGCUGUGGCCUCCUCCUGAUCGAGUCGGCAGACAGGUUUGUGACCCCGUUCAUUAACACUGAACACAAUAUGCUGCAUUAAACCUGUUCAUAGUGCUGAUUGCCUUGCAGGCAUUUACCCCAUAUUCUGUAACAACCAGAGACCUCCACCACACAUUGUUGUAUACUUAGUAGUAGUUGCUCAUGCUAAUUUUUAACAAGUGACAUUUUGAUAACUGUCACCAAAUAUCAUGACAUGGUUUUUGCUGAAAAAUGAUACAUAGUUUGUUAACCCACAUAACCAUGAAAGCACUCUGGCUAUUAGCAUUUUUAUCCAUUGAUGUCUUUUCCUAAUGUUCAUAGAUUUGGGAGCUUCACAGGUCACAGAUUUUUACAUGAACACUCGUCAUUAACUUCUCAAUGAUGAUUUUGGUGAUGUUUUUGAAACUUAACAGGAACUGGAGAUCGUCAUUGGAGAUGAGCACAUUUCUUUCACAACUUCCAAAAUUGGCUCCUUGAUUGACGUCAACCAGUCAAAGUGAGUAGAACUUUGUUAAAAAAGUUUUGUCAGGUUGUGAGUUGAACAUCGUUAAAAUUUUUGUCAAGUUUCUGAUCUGAGGGAUUGCCUAACACUUCAAAUGUGCUGUGUUUCAGGGACCCUGAGGGUCUACGGGUGUUCUACUACCUGGUGCAAGAUCUGAAAUGUCUUGUCUUCAGUCUCAUUGGCCUUCACUUCAAGAUCAAGCCUAUCUAAAUCUCAAAUUCAGUUUGUUUUAAUUGCUUUAGCUAAUGUUUCUGUUGUUGACUUCCGCAUUUGUACAUUUGCUUUGGAAAUGGAACUGUUUUUUAUUUUAAAUAAAGAGUAAAAAGACAUCUUUUGUCUUACGUGAUGUAUUUCUUUAGGUAUUCCUUGCUGUUAUCAACACAGGUUUACUUAUUACAAUUAAGAUCAAGUUUCAAAAUGGUAACAGUAAGUAGAAGCAUUGUAGUGUAAUUAAAUUGAAACUGCAGUUUGAGUAAAAUUUUCAAUUAAAUUUUAUUUCAAAAGACACUUAGAUCAAGAAGGCUGUAAAUGACCAGGUUUCAUGAUAAGUUAUUACAGUGCUGAUCAGCAAAUGAUCUUUAAUUCACAUUUUAAUAAGGCACAAAGCUCUAUUCUUGGAAACACUGCAAAGACUUAUCUAAAUCUCAAAAGCCUAAUUUCAUAAAUAGUAUAUACAGGACUCACAAUGUUCUUCAGUGUUUUGUGAGGCCAUACAACUGGAGUAACCAAAGUUUUUUUGUCUACAGCUGUCAGAAUCAAUUUCCUCUUUGAUUUGGGUGACACCAUAAUGAUUUUCUUUCAUGGAAAGUCAUGAAUUUAUCGAUUAAAGUAGGAAGGUGUAAUUUUUUUAACAUUAUGUGGUGUUAAUCAGGGAUUUUUAUCGGUAAUGUGAUUCAUGUCUGGUCUGUUGCUAUGCAUUUAAGUUCCAAAAUAAUUGCUAAAGCACCAUGAUUUGACAAGCACUUCUCUUUUGUAUUAAUAUAGCACUUGUUCUACUUUCUUUGUGUUUUUAUCAAUGAAACUUCAGGUAAUUACAAUAAAGACAUUAACCUUCUCUUUUUCUCA
This is a messenger RNA of Xyrichtys novacula (pearly razorfish), 2942 nucleotides long. The record is from the annotation of a GenBank genome assembly. Lineage: Eukaryota; Metazoa; Chordata; Actinopteri; Labriformes; Labridae.